AUGGAAGUUUUCAACCUCACCUCUUCUGACAGCCCCACAUUCAUCCUAAUGGGCAUCCCUGGCCUGCAACCUGCCCACGUCUGGAUUUCCAUCCCUUUCACUACGUGCUACAUUAUCAGCUUGUUGGGAAAUUUCACAGUUCUCUUUGUGGUAGGCAAAGAGCAGACCCUGCGCAAGCCAAUGUACCUGCUGAUCUGCAUGCUGGCGCUCACUGACAUCGGCACCUCUACCUCUGUGAUGCCGAAGGCCCUGUGUAUAUUUUGGUUCAAUUUGAAAGACAUUACUCUAGGGGGCUGCCUCACCCAGAUGUUCUUCCUUCACACAGUUUCCAUUAUGCACUCGGCUGUGCUGGUGACCAUGGCCUUUGAUCGCUAUGUUGCCAUAUGCAACCCUCUGAGAUACACCACCAUCCUCAGCAACGUACGGAUCGCCAUGCUAGGGCUCAUGGGUUUGAUAAGAGCUGUUCUCUUCGUUCUGCCCCUGCCCUUCUUCCUGAGCCGACAGCCUUUCUGUGCCAGCCGCGUUAUCCCCCACACGUAUUGCGAGCACAUAGCUGUGGCAAAGAUCUCAUGUGGGGACAUCACAAUGAACAGGAUAUACGGCUUGUUGAUAGCGUUUUUAGUCGUUGGGUCGGACUUGACGCUCAUUGCUCUGUCCUAUGGUUUGAUCAUCCGGGCCGUCCUCAGAAUCUCCUCCAGGAAAGCCCACCACAAAGCCCUCAACACCUGCACCGCCCACAUCUGUGUGAUGCUGAUAUCGUAUCCUCCUGGCCUCUUAUCCACUCUGACACAUCGGUUCGGUCAGGGGAUCGCUCCCCAGUUUCACAUCAUCCUGGCCAAUCUCUAUUUCCUCCUCCCCCCCAUGCUCAACCCCAUCAUUUAUGGGGUCAAAACCAAAGAGCUACGCGACAAAGUGGGCAAAUACACCUGUAGAAUAUGCUUGCCUGAGGUCACUCAUUCUAAACCUGCAUGACGAGCCAGGAAGGUAUAUCUCCAUGUUAAUCAAGUAUGCGCUGUCCCACUUAGG
This is a messenger RNA of Pelodiscus sinensis (Chinese soft-shelled turtle), 1026 nucleotides long. RefSeq names its product olfactory receptor 52P1-like. Gene Ontology annotation, biological process: G protein-coupled receptor signaling pathway. Gene Ontology annotation, cellular component: plasma membrane. Gene Ontology annotation, molecular function: G protein-coupled receptor activity; olfactory receptor activity. The record is from RefSeq and is a predicted model, not a curated record. NCBI's taxonomy places the organism in Eukaryota, Metazoa, Chordata, Testudines, Trionychidae.